This is a messenger RNA of Nicrophorus vespilloides, 705 nucleotides long. RefSeq lists its product as uncharacterized. The transcript has 2 exons. Bases 136 to 681 code for a protein of 181 amino acids. Gene Ontology annotation, molecular function: structural constituent of chitin-based larval cuticle. The record is from RefSeq and is a predicted model, not a curated record. Gene Ontology annotation, cellular component: chitin-based extracellular matrix. Lineage: Eukaryota; Metazoa; Arthropoda; Insecta; Coleoptera; Silphidae.
ACUUUCAUAAAGGCUAAUCGACUCAAAACACAUAACAAAAUCCUGAUUGGAUUCGGUAUAAAUACGGAGGGUUUCCAAUUGGGAAAUCAUAGUUUCAACAUCCAACGAACUAACAACAACAACAACUACAUCAAUAUGAAAACCUUCAUUGUUAUUGCCGCUUUCGUAGCUCUGGCCGUCGCCAAACCUGCCGAGCCAAAGGUCUCCUUGAGCCAAGAUACCCUUGGCAAUUACAAUUUGCAAUACGAGACCGAAGAUGCCAGCAGGAGCGAGCAAGGAUUCCAGGGUGGUAAGGUGAUCGGAACCUUCACAUACACCGACAAGGAGGGAACCGUCCACACCAUCAACUACAUUGCUUCCGAGGCUGGAUUCACCGCUGAAGGAGAUCUUCCUCAGCAGGUGCAGGAGACUCCUGAGGUCGCCGCCGUACGUGCCCAUCAUUUGGCUGUCGUCGCCGAGAAGAAGGCCUCUCUGCCACCUCUAGAAGAGGAGGAAGAAAAGGAAACCUUCGAAAUACCAGCUAAGCCAGCCCCCAAGGACAUCAUUCCGUCACCACCGAAGCCGAAGACCGUUGACAACAGCGCUGAAAUCGCCGAAGCCAAAGCCAUCCACUUCGCUGCCCAUAAAGAAGCUCUCGCUCGUCUUGCCGCAGCUUACGAAUCUAUCGCUGCUCAUGCUUAAACCAUCUACCUCAUACACCCCUAU